AUGCUGCGCCUCAUAUCGGUGGCCUACCUCCUCGUAGGCUCAGCCAUUGCGACCAGUCCCCCAAUGGGCAAGACACUCAAUGGAACCUACAGCGGGGUGUACUCACCCUCAUUCAAGCAGGACUUCUUCUUGGGUAUCCCAUACCUGCAAGCCCCCGUCGAUGACCGACGCUUUCAUCCCGCCGAUAGCCUCACGGGCAGCUGGGAUGGCACGCGCAACGCGACGGCCUACGCCCCUUCCUGCGUAGGAUACGCCUCUUCCGACCCUCCUGAGCAGAUGUCCGAGGACUGUUUGUACCUCAACAUCGUGCGACCGCACCAGAACACGUCCGAGACCGACCCCCUCCCCGUGGUAAUGUACUUCCACGGCGGCGGCUUCUACGGCGGCAGCGCGCGCGACGGUCGCUACAACCUCAGCUCCUUCGUUGCGCGGUCUGUCCAACAGAACCAGCCCGUCAUAGCCGUCAGCUUCAACUACCGACUGAGCGCCUGGGGGUUUCUGUAUAGCAACCAGAUCCGCGACACGGGGGCGACCAACGUAGGCCUCCGGGACCAGCGGUACGCUCUGCAGUGGGUGCAGGAAAACAUCGCCGGGUUCGGAGGCGAUCCCCGGCGGGUGACCGUCUGGGGCCAGGGGGCUGGGGCCUCCAGCGUUGGCUUUCAACUGACGGCGUACGCGGGGCGUGACGACGGCCUCCUGCGCGCCGCCAUCUUGCAGAGCGGGAACCCCGUGCCCUCCCGCGGGCUCAACGGCACGCAGUACUUCCAGCCGUUGUAUGACGCUCUCACCCAACAGGUGCAUCCCUCUCCCGCGUUUGCGCUGGGGUAUGGGAUGGUCCCUGGAAAGGACACAUGCUGGGUCAGCCCGGAUCGCAUGGCGUGUCUGCGGACGGUACCAUUUGCCGAGAUGAACGCCGCCAUCAAUGCCACGAGCCCGCACGGCUGGUUCCCGGUCAUUGACGGGGAUAUUGUCCCCGAGCAGCCGAGUCGCUCGCUGUACACGCGCAAGUUCGUCCCGGUACCGAUCAUCCUCGGGGCCGCGACGGACGAAGGAACCGCGCAAAUGCCGACUGGUGUGGAAAUCGAGACAGACGAGGACUUUGCGGACUUGGUUGCCAAUCCGCAAUCGUACGGCGUCGCUCCGGGGAUCGCCUUGCCGCAAGUGCUAGUCGACCAGAUCACCACCGCCUACGCCAAUGUUUCUUCAGUGCCGGCUGCGAAAGCUCGUCUGUACCAGGGGGAUUCAACGGUCAUCGCCAACCGACGCCAGGCGUGCGCCACCUGGUCUCGCAACAAUGUGACUACAUACUGCUAUCGAUGGAACAUUGCCCUGGGCGACAGCCAACGCACUGCACGGCACGGUGACGACCUCCCCUUCGUCUUUGACAAUACGCGCGGCACCGGUUACGAGAAGAUCCUAUUGGACAAUGAGUCACUCGUGGAGCUGGCAGCCGAGGUGAGCGGAAGCUGGGUCAGCUUCGUCGCGACUUUGAACCCCAACGCCUGGAGGACGGCUAGCAAUAGCAGCAUUACUGCACCAGCGACAACCACGAAGGAGAGGAUUCUAACCUGGCCGCAAUACGGGGCCCCGCAUCAGUACGCACUGGUCUUUCAGGCUAACGGGACGAGCUACGUCGAGGAGGAUACCUGGCGAGCAACCCCAAUUCGGCUAAUUAACGGGCCUCCGUCGGGGAUUGCCGUGGCAUAUCAACGGUAG
Molecule: messenger RNA, 1716 nt
Organism: Aspergillus brunneoviolaceus CBS 621.78
Lineage: Eukaryota; Fungi; Ascomycota; Eurotiomycetes; Eurotiales; Aspergillaceae
Product: alpha/beta-hydrolase
Exons: 2
Coding region: 1-1716 (571 amino acids)
Source: RefSeq, a predicted model, not a curated record